Molecule: messenger RNA, 1488 nt
Organism: Pteronotus mesoamericanus
Lineage: Eukaryota; Metazoa; Chordata; Mammalia; Chiroptera; Mormoopidae
Gene: GPR101
Product: G protein-coupled receptor 101
Exons: 1
Coding region: 1-1488 (495 amino acids)
Biological process (GO): G protein-coupled receptor signaling pathway
Cellular component (GO): plasma membrane; recycling endosome
Molecular function (GO): G protein-coupled receptor activity
Source: RefSeq, a predicted model, not a curated record
AUGACGUCCACCUGCACCAACAGCACGCGUGAAAGCAACAGCAGCCACACAUGCAUACCCCUCUCCAAAAUGCCCAUCAGCCUGGCUCACGGCAUCAUCCGUUCCAGUGUGCUGCUCAUCUUCCUCACUGCCUCACUCAUUGGCAACGUAGUGCUGGCACUGGCAUUGCAGCGCAAGUCGCAGCUGCUGCAGGUGACCAACCGCUUCAUCUUUAACCUCCUCAUUACUGACCUGCUGCAGGUUUCACUUGUGGCCCCCUGGGUAGUGGCCACCUCUGUGCCUUUCUUCUGGCCCCUCAACAGCCAUUUCUGUACCGCCCUAGUUAGCCUCACUCACCUGUUUGCCUUUGCCAGUGUCAACACCAUUGUUGUGGUGUCAGUGGAUCGCUACCUAUCCAUCAUCCACCCUCUCUCCUACCAGGCCAAGAUGACUCCGCGCAGGGGUUACAUGCUCCUUUAUGGCACCUGGAUUGUGGCCAUCCUUCAGAGCACUCCCCCACUCUAUGGCUGGGGUCAGGCUGCCUUUGAUGAGCGCAAUGCUCUCUGCUUCAUGAUCUGGGGGGCCAGCCCCACCUACACGAUUCUCAGCGUGGUGUCCUUCAUCAUCAUUCCACUGGUUGUCAUGAUUGCUUGCUACUCCAUAGUGUUUGGUGCAGCUCAACGGCAGCAUGCUCUUCUGUACAACAUCAAGAGCCACAGCUUGGAGGUUCGAGCCAAAGACCAUGUGGAGAAUGAGGAUGAAGCAGGAGAGAAGGAUGAGUUCCAGGGUGAGAGCAGGUUCCACAGCCAGAAUGAAAGUGAGGUCAAGGCCAAGGAGGGCAGUGUGGAGACCAAAGAGGGCAGCAUGGAGGCCAAGGGCAGCAAGGAGGUCAGAGAAAGCAACUUGAUAGCCGAUGAUGGCAGCAUGGAUGGUAAGGAAGGCAGCACCAAAAUUGAGAGCAGCAUAAAAGCACAACAGGGCCACAUAGAGGUCAACCAGUGCAACAUUGACUUGGGUGAAGAUUACAUGGAGUUUGGUGAUGAUAACAUCAAUUUCAGUGAGGAUGACAUCGAAGCAGUGAAUAUCCCAGAGAGUGCCCCACCAAGUCGUCGAAACAGCAACAGUGGCCCUCCUCUGCCCAGAUGCUACCAGUGCAAAGCUGCUAAAGUGAUAUUCCUCAUCAUUUUUUCCUAUGUGUUAUCUCUGGGGCCCUACUGCUUUCUAGCAGUCCUGGCUGUGUGGGUGGAUGUCCAAACCAAGGCACCCCAGUGGGUGAUCACCAUAAUAAUCUGGCUUUUCUUCCUGCAGUGUUGCAUACACCCCUACAUUUAUGGGUACAUGCACAAGACCAUCAAGAAGGAAAUUCAGGAUAUGCUGAAGAAGUUCUUCUGCAAGGAAAAGCCCCCAAAAGAACAUAGCCACCCAGAUCUUCCUGAAACCGAGGCUGGCACAGAGGGUGGGACUGAAGACAAGACCAUUCCUUCUCAUGAUUCUGCCACUUCACCUUGA